AUAUUGAUUCAUCUGUGCAACAUUAUCGAGCGGGUGAAAUUUAUUUAAAAAGAAAAAAGAAGAAAAAAGAAAGAAAGAGAGAGAGAAAAAAAUAUUCAACAAAAAUUAUUUUUUCAUCGAAUUUAACGUCAUAAAAAAAUUUCGACAAAUUUUAAUGAAAUAUUUGUAGUGAAAAAAAAAAAAACACCGAACGAGUAAGAAAAUUUUCGAAUUGUUGAUUUAUUGAAAUUAUGUGAACUCGUGGAAGAAAGUAUAAAUAAAAAGGAUAAUCUUUCGAAAUACAUAUUGCAUGUGUAUAAAAGUGUACACACAUACAUAUACACAACUUCCCCCCCACGUAUCAUAAACACGUGCAUGAAUAUAUAUACAUACGCAUAUAUAUAUAUAUAUGUGUGCGUGUAUUAUAAUCAUCAUUAGUACGAGUCUAAUAUAUAUUGAUAAGUACAGACAAAGGAGGUAGUAGACACUUUUUAAAAUGUAAGCGACAUUCCUACUGAAAGAGAUUUGCCAGUCUCUCUAGUUCCGUCAACUUGCUAGGACGUAUUUAUAUUAUCGUGGAACGAGAAAAGUAUAGUGUAUCUAUGUUCGUGUGUGCGUGCGUGCAUAUACGUAUGCCUAUAUAAAAAAUCUCGUGCGUAUUGAUACGAUAAGAAAAAAAAUAUGCGACAUUCUAAACCUAAGAGCAAUGACAUUAAUAACGAAGAGACACCCGGUGUAUACACUCUAUCUGUUAUAUCAGACAAUAGAAAUAAUGUCGAUAUUGGGACUUCAACAACCGUUUUGGUGCCUGAUCAAAUAGAGAAAGAGAGAGCUCAAUGGGGAAGUGAAUUAGAAUUUUUGAUGUCUUGCGUAGCUUUUUCUGUUGGCCUUGGAAAUAUUUGGAGAUUUCCAUAUACAGCAUACGAAAAUGGCGGCGGAGCCUUCUUAAUACCCUAUAUAAUAGUUCUGUUUAUAAUAGGAAAGCCACUUUAUUACAUGGAAAUGAUAUUGGGACAGUUCAGUAGUUGUUCUUGCAUCGACAUUUGGUCGUUAUCACCAGCUUUCAAAGGUAUUGGCUAUGGCAUUACUAUAUCAGUAUUUGGAGUAAUCACUUAUUAUUCAGCUCUUAUGGCGUUGAUAAUGUAUUAUAUGAUAGAAAGUUUUCAAUCAGUACUUCCAUGGUCUUAUUGCUGGGACGAUUGGGGUGACAUUUGUUUCGAUAGUACGUUGAUGGGGAAUCAAACGAACAAUGACAAUAAAAGUAGCUCGGCUGAGUUAUACUUUAGGAAAGUCGUAUUAAAAGAAACCAACAUAGACGAUGGAUUAGGAACGCCAUCUUGGAAAUUAGUAUUGUCUUUAUUAGCAAGCUGGCUAUUCGUUUAUGGUGUAAUAUCGAAAGGUGUAAAAAGUAGUGGAAAAGUCGCUUACUUUUUAGCUCUGUUUCCUUACAUCAUUAUGAUUUGUCUGUUGAUAAGAGGUGUAACCUUGAACGGUGCCAUUAAUGGUAUAAUCUUUUUAUUCGAACCAACGUGGAGUAAAAUUUUUGAUCCAUCGGUUUGGUAUGCAGCUGUUACACAAUCAUUUUUUUCUCUUGGUGUUUGUUUCGGUGCCGUCACCAUGUAUUCCUCUUAUAAUAAUUUUGAUCACAAUGUAUCAAGAGAUUGCAUGAUAGUAACUACAAUGGAUCUUUGUACCAGUUUAAUGGCUGGUACCACAAUAUUUAGUAUACUAGGCAACCUAGCUUACGAAAUCGGUAGCGAUGAUGUCAGUAACGUAGUAAGAGCUGGAACUGGUUUGGCAUUUAUUUCAUAUCCCGAAGCAUUAGCCAAGUUCACGGCCACCCAACAACUUUUCUCUGUUUUAUUUUUUCUAAUGCUCUUUGUCUUAGGCGUUGGUACGAUAGUUGCCUUUAGUAACGUUAUCAUCAGUGUUAUUAAGGAUCAAUUUCCUCAUAUCAGUCAAUGGAAGAUAUCUGCUUGCUUUUGUUUCAUUAGUUUUCUGAUUGGCAUCGUUUAUUGUACUCCGGGUGGACAAUAUAUUCUCAACUUGAUUGACUAUUUUUGCGGAACGUUUAUUGUAGUUAUACUUGCGUCAUUCGAAGUAAUUGCGAUAUCAUGGAUAUACGGUAUCGACAAUUUCAUUGACGACAUUGAAUUUAUGUGCGGUACCAGACCAUCCUUUUAUUGGAGAUUUUGUUGGGGUAUUUUGACGCCAAUGUCUUUGUUUGUCAUUUUAAUUUAUUUUCUAUUUAGUAUGACACCAUUGACAUAUAAUAAUGAGUAUUAUCCUGAUGCUGCCUACGCUGCUGGUUGGAUAAUUCUGAUUUUCGGUUCGGCACAACUUCCUAUAUGGAUGUUUAUUGAAAUUAUAAACAAUAAAAAUACAUCACUGUUUGCUGCAUUUAAGGCGAAGAGUAGUUGGGGUCCAAAAGAUAAGAAAAAAUAUAAAGAAUGGAAAGAUUUUAAAGAAUUGAAAAGAAAUUCUAAUAAUGGACGAUCGAAAUUAUUCCGAUUUUUGUUCGGUAGGCAAUGAAAAAAAAAAAAAGAAAGAAAAGAAGGGAAAAAAAGAACAAUUUUUAUUAUUCGUACGUAUAAUAACAUUUUUAUUUGAAUCAAAAAUACAAUCGACAGUAUUUGAUCGCGGAAUAAUGGUUUUUUUCUUCAUAAUAAAUAAUUUUAAUUGUUUAUUAAUUUUUGUGAUUAUCACUAUUGUAAUUUUUUGUGACAGAUUUGUUAUUAGCAAUUCAGUUAUUAUAUAUAAUAUCGAUAUAUAUACAUAUGCAUGUAUAUAUAUAUAUAUCCAUACAUAUUAUUAUACCCUCUU
Vespula vulgaris is the source of this 2802-nucleotide messenger RNA. RefSeq names its product sodium-dependent nutrient amino acid transporter 1-like. Gene Ontology annotation, molecular function: L-amino acid transmembrane transporter activity. Gene Ontology annotation, biological process: sodium ion transmembrane transport. The record is from RefSeq and is a predicted model, not a curated record. Gene Ontology annotation, cellular component: membrane. The transcript is spliced from 10 exons. Bases 661 to 2511 code for a protein of 616 amino acids. Lineage: Eukaryota; Metazoa; Arthropoda; Insecta; Hymenoptera; Vespidae.